UAUUUUAUUCAAUUCUUUUUGUGUAGAAUAUCGUGUUACUUUAAAGAAUGAUGUCAAAUCAGCUGUAGUUUGACUUUUUAGUUAAGGUUUUAUAAACACAUAGAAUACACUGAAAAUCGCACAAUAUACACACAUUAAAAAUGGCCAACAAGGGACACUUUGUAGAUAGAAAUCUAGAUAUUCCGACAGCAGGAUUGUCCACCAUUGGAUUGGAUGGCGAGGGAGAUGUGGCCGAGUGCCUCAGCAUUAAAAACCCAGCAGAUUUGGCCGAAAGUUUCGUUCGAGCCAAAUGCAAAGAAAAGCUAUCAAAAUCCCAAAGUUCUCCCAGUGCAUUGGUAAUGCCCAGUUGCAGCAUCCGAGAUUUGAUGACCAGUGAGCUGCAGAAAUCUCUCUUCGUGUCCUUCAAGGAGAAGUUGUACGAAGAGUUGUACUUCAAAAAAGCCAAAUUGGGUAAUGCUAAGGAAACCCAUUCAAAGCCGGAAAGCGUAACAAAUUUUAGUCAGACUUUCGGAAGAGCAGCCAAUCCAACCCAUGGUAGUAAUUCCCUAUACACAACCAUAAUGCCACCCAAAUCCCCCAAAGAAGUAAAUCAGGAGUACCAAAAGUUCCACGACAAGUACAUCAUUAGCCACAAUCACUAUUUUCCAUCGGAGCAAGUCAAUCGAGGAUAUUCCAAACCAUUUGAUAGUAAAAAUCCUUGUGGAGAAAUCCAGGGCAUCGACAACUUUGGACAUCAUGUGAAAAGUUGUCUUGAGGAGGGUGAAAACCAUUUGAAGGUUAUUGGAAAGGCUCAAGUUGAAUUUAUGAAUCGCACCGAAGCUCCAUUGGGAUCCAAAUUCAAAAAGUAUCCUUAUGAAGUUCCCGACAUCACGUUCGGUAUUCCUUUGCGCAGCAAUGGCGAUGUAAAAAUGCUGCUAAAUAAUAGCGUGGAUUCCGAUAAAACAAAUCGCUUGUUAGAUGCCAUUAGCUAUUUAAACAAAAAUCGGCAAAGACUGCGAAAGCGUCUUGAUUUUGACAUGCAAAACUUUCUUUCCUUACUGGAGCGAAACGACAAGGAUAAAACGGGUUAUCUUCCGCUGAGGAGAAUCCUUGAAAUCAUCGCUUACUUUCAUUUCCAAUUGGAUGCACAGAAAAUUCGUGAUGCUUUGUCACAUUUUAAGAUGAUAGUUGAUGAAGGAUGUGCCACAGAGAGAGUGAAUUACAUGGAUUUCAUUCGACUGCUGUCUAUUCAGGAACCACUUCCCGAAAUAGGAAAUUUGGCUUCAGCUUCGGAAGUUCAUGACAUGAAUACCACAUAUCGUUUACUCUGUGACGAUUAUCAUAAGAAGCCUAAGGAUACGGGGAAGCCAAAGGAUAACCAGCAGUUGGAAGAGGAUACAACUUCUAUGAAGGACCUUAUAAAUCCAGAUUUUACCAUUUUGCGUGGCUUAAAUCAAAGCGAUUUCACACGUUUGCGUCCCAAGGCUGAAAUCGAAAGGAUUUUCGGAAAGCUUGUAACAAAGGAUAAAUUCGAGCUGAUUUGGCAGAGUUUAAUGGUCGAGCACAACGAUCAGAAUGAAAUGGCAUCAGUCAACCAGUUUCGUAGCAGCAUGCUGAAUGAAAUAAAAACCAAAUAAAAAACUAAAUGCCCAAUAUACUAUAAUACCCUAUAAUAAUGUAAUAAUAAAAUGAUAAAAAAUA
Molecule: messenger RNA, 1680 nt
Organism: Drosophila ficusphila
Lineage: Eukaryota; Metazoa; Arthropoda; Insecta; Diptera; Drosophilidae
Product: EF-hand domain-containing family member B
Exons: 3
Coding region: 141-1616 (491 amino acids)
Source: RefSeq, a predicted model, not a curated record